This is a messenger RNA of Acipenser ruthenus (sterlet), 5933 nucleotides long. Its product is annotated as protein MON2 homolog. The coding region runs from base 438 to 5591 and encodes 1717 amino acids. The record is from RefSeq and is a predicted model, not a curated record. Lineage: Eukaryota; Metazoa; Chordata; Actinopteri; Acipenseriformes; Acipenseridae. The transcript has 36 exons.
UAGUGAGAUCUGGACUGUGUUUACGGAAGUAUGAGUGACGUGUCAGUGUGCACUCAGGCAUUGUGGGAUCGGAACGGUGCAGCAAAUGGUGAAGAUAGGAUCCGUGAAGCCCAGGCUGAAAUAUACAAAUAUUAAACUCUAAACUGGACAUCUACCUGGGUGAUGAAUACAAUGAAUGCAAUAAGAACUGAGGUUUAAGAACACAAAUAAAACAAGUGUGUGCGUGCCAUCACCACUGCCGAUUUGGGGAUUGACAGAGGGUUGCAAAGAAGAUAGUGGCACAGCCUAUGGACGCUGAUUAUAGUACACUUUUUUUUUUUUUUUUUUUUUGUAUACAGAAGACGAACCAAUAGGCCAGGUCGUCCUCUCUAGGAUUCCGAUUAUUUUAUUUUAACCUUUAAUUUAUACAUAAGCUUACGGAAACAGCAAGGGAAAAAAUGUCGACCAGUACCCCAGAAGCGGUGAAGAAAUUAGUAGACAAUAUGCAGACUGAUUUGCGGUCUCUCUCUAUGGAGUGCAAGAAAAAAUUUCCUCCUGUGAAAGAGGCAGCUGAAUCAGGCAUAGUGAAAAUCAAAACAAUAGCUGCAAGAAAAACGGGUAUCUUGGCAGCUCUUAAAGAAAACAGCUCAGAGGUGGUUCAGCCCUUUUUAAUGGGCUGUGGAACGAAGGAGCCGAAGAUAACCCAGCUUUGCCUGGCAGCUAUUCAGCGACUCAUGACACAUGAAGUCGUUUCUGAGACUGCAGCUGGGAAUAUUAUCAACAUGCUGUGGCAGCUGAUGGAGAACGGGCUCGAGGAACUCAAGCUGCUUCAGACAGUGCUGGUACUUCUAACAACAAACACAGUCGCACACGAUGAAGCGCUCUCCAAGGCGAUUGUGGUGUGCUUUCGACUGCACUUCACAAAAGACAACAUUACCAACAACACAGCUGCAGCAACUGUGCGGCAGGUGGUAACGGUGGUGUUUGAAAGAAUGGUUGCUGAAGAUGAACGUCACAAAGGUAUUAUAGAGCAACCACCAGCAGUUCAAGGCAACAGUAACAGAAGAUCAAGCAGUACCCUCAGACCCUGUGCUAAAGAUGCCUACAUGCUUUUUCAGGACCUUUGCCAGUUAGUCAAUGCAGAUGCCCCUUAUUGGCUUGCUGGCAUGACAGAAAUGACUCGGACGUUUGGCCUUGAACUCCUGGAGUCUGUUUUGAACGAUUUUCCCCAAGUGUUUUUACAACACCAGGAGUUCAGUUUUCUUCUGAAAGAGAGAGUUUGUCCAUUGGUAAUUAAACUCUUCUCUCCGAAUAUCAAGUUCAGGCAGGGCAGCAAUGCCACCUCUUCCCCAGCUCCAGUUGAAAAGCCUUAUUUUCCAAUUUGCAUGCGCUUGCUCCGAGUGGUGUCAGUUCUAAUCAAGCACUUCUUCAGCCUUUUGGUUACCGAAUGUGAGAUUUUUUUGUCCUUGCUGGUUAAAUUUCUGGAUGGUGAUAAACCCCAGUGGCUUAGAGCUGUUGCAGUUGAAUCUAUACACAGACUCUGCGUACAACCUCAUUUGUUACGGUCGUUUUGUCAGUCUUAUGAUAUGAAGCAACAUUCAACUAAGGUCUUCAGAGACAUAGUCAAUGCCUUGGGAUCCUUCAUACAGUCCCUCUUUAUUGUACCCAAUGUUGGAAACCCAGCCAUUGUAAACACACCAGCAGGUGCUGCUGGCGCAGGCGGCCCAGCUACAGCACAGAGUGGCCCGGGAGCAGCUGGGGUGAGCGGAGGAGUGACUCCACAACCUGCCUUUGAGUACAGGGGGACCUGGAUACCAAUAAUGACAGUUACUGUGCAAGGAAGUGCUAAAGCAACUUAUUUGGAGAUGCUUGACAAGGUAGAACCUCCAUCAAUUCCUGAAGGCUAUGCCAUGUCUGUGGCCUUCAGCUGCCUGCUGGACCUUGUCCGAGGCAUUACAUCAAUGUUAGAAAAGGAGCUAGGUCAAAGUGCCCCCCAAACCAGCCCAGAUCCAGCCAUGGUACAGAAACAGUCUUCUGAGCAAAGUGAUAAGGAGCCUGGCACGAGGGCAGUAUGGGUAGAGAUGGUUAAUGCUUGCUGGUGCGGCCUUCUUGCUGCUUUGUCUCUGCUUCUGGAUGCCAGCACGGAUGAAACCGCCACUGAGAACAUACUUAAAGCAGAAUUGACCAUGGCCUCGCUCUGCGGAAGACUCAGCCUUGUCACUCCCAGAGAUGCCUUCAUUACAGCUAUCUGCAAAGCUUCCUUGCCACCGCAUUAUGCCCUGACUGUACUAAGCAGCUCGGCUUCCACCCUUACAAACAAGUCAUUCUCUAUCCAGGGGCAGAAUGUUCAGAUAAUCAGCCCUUCCAGUGAAUCUCACCAGCAGGUGGUGGCGGUUGGGCAACCCCUUACUGUCCAGCCCCAGGGCACAGUUGUGCUUACUGCAAAAAACAUUCAGUGUAUGCGGACAUUGCUAAAUUUAGCCCAUUGCCACGGGGCAGUUCUUGGGACAUCCUGGCAGCUGGUCUUGGCAACUCUUCAGCACCUUGUGUGGAUUCUGGGGCUGAAACCUGGGAGUGGAGGUGCCUUAAAACCAGGAAGAGCCGUUGAGGGGCCAAGCACAGUUUUGACAACAGCAGUGAUGACAGAUUUGCCAGUAAUUGCCAAUAUUCUUUCCAGACUGUUUGAGAGCUCACAACACCUUGAUGAUGUGUCACUGCAUCACCUGAUAAAUGCUUUAUGUUCCUUAUCUAUGGAAGCUAUGGAUAUGGCUUAUGGGAAUAACAAGGAGCCUUCUCUCUUUGCUGUUGCUAAAUUGCUUGAAACAGGACUGGUUAAUAUGGACAGAAUUGAAAUUCUGUGGAGACCUCUGACAGGCCACCUCCUGGAGGUUUGCCAGCAUCCAAACUCUAGAAUGAGAGAGUGGGGAGCUGAAGCAGUGACAGCUCUCAUAAAGUCAGGCCUGAUAUACAAACAUGAGCCAGCACUGUCACAGAACCAGAGGCUGCAGUUGCUGUUGCUGAACCCACUGAAGGAACUGUCAAACAUUGUCCAUGCUGAUAUCCGACAGAAGCAGCUGGAGUGUGUCCUACAGAUUUUACAGAGCCAGGGUGACAGUUUGGGCCCUGGCUGGCCCCUUGUUCUGGGUGUCAUUGGAGCAAUCCGGAAUGAUCAAGGAGAAUCGUUAAUUCGAACAGCAUUCCAGUGCCUGCAGUUAGUUGUGACAGAUUUUCUGCCAACUAUGCCUUGCACAUGUCUACAGAUUGUGGUGGAUGUUGCUGGCAGCUUUGGACUUCAAAAUCAAGAACUGAAUAUUAGCCUGACUUCAAUAGGUCUUUUGUGGAAUAUCUCUGAUCACUUUUUCCAAAGAGGAGAAACUAUUGAAAAUGAGCUAGAUAAAGAGGAGGCAAUUUUGGAGAAGCAGGCAAAAGAAAAAGGCGUUCCUCUGAACCGUCCAUUUCACCCUGCGCCACCCUUUGACUGCCUCUGGCUGUGUCUCUAUGCCACGCUGGGUGAGCUGUGUGUGGAUCCACGUCCGGCUGUGAGAAAGAGUGCAGGACAGACGCUCUUCUCUACCAUCACCGCUCAUGGAACCUUACUGCAGCAGGCUACCUGGCACACCGUCGUCUGGAAGGUUUUAUUCCAUCUGUUGGAUCGUGUUAGAAAAUCGUCAACUACAGCGGACAAGGAGAAGAUUGAAUCAGGAGGAGGCAACAUCCUCAUCCAUCAUUCAAGAGACACCGCUGAGAAACAGUGGGCAGAGACCUGGGUCUUAACUUUGGCUGGGGUCGCCAGAAUCUUUAACACCAGGAGAUAUUUACUGCAGUCCUUAGGUGACUUCUUCAAAGCCUGGGAGGUUCUUUUGGGUCAUAUUCAAUCAGCAGCGCUCAGCAAGAACAACGAAGUGUCGCUGGCAGCUCUGAAGAGCUUCCAGGAAAUUUUACAAAUAGUGACUCCAGUGAAAGACUCAGAGAAACCAGACGCGCUCUCAGCCGUGAACAUGCCUAUCCUUAUCGAUCCAGUGACUGCCUCCGGCCCCGGCAGACCACUUGAAAGAACAGAUUCGCUCGGGGAAAGGCUCUCAAGAUACAAUGGAGCUGAACAGAUCCCGCCUCCUGCCGAGAUUGAAGAUUCUGCCCUUUGGUGGUCUGCUUGGAACGCCUGGUACAGGAUAGGGACUGAUAGUACAAAACCACCAACCAGUUCUGAGAAACUGGCAUUUAUACCCAGCCAGCCUUUUCUUACCGCCCUCAUUCAGAUAUUCCCAGCACUCUACCAGCACAUCAAAACAGGGUUCAGCAUGGACGAUCUGAAAAAACUAGGAGUCAUACUGCAUGGUGCAGUCUCUGUUCCCAUCAGUUCCGACGCUUCUCCUUUCAUUCUGCCGUCUUAUACAGAAGCAGUAUUGACAAGUCUUCAGGAAGCCGUUUUGACAUCUUUAGAUGUCUUACAGAAGACUCUGUAUAACAGUGCACCAGGAAAAGAGCUACAGGCAAUCUGUGUUGGACCAGAAAGCAUGCAGGUCAUGUACCCGGCCAUCUUUGACCAGCUUUUGUUGUUUGUGGAAUUCUCUUGUAAACCUCCGCAGUAUGGAAAACUAGAAACAAAACACGUCGCUAACGCCAAGUAUAACCAGAUCCAACUAUUUGCACCGGCAGAGUGGGUAGCCUUGAACUAUGUUCCAUUUGCUGAAAAGUCAUUAGAAGUGGUCUCGGAUUUAUAUCAGAAGACUGCAUGUCAUAAAGCUGUGGUCAGUGAGAAAGUACUUACAAAGAUUAUAAAGACCUUGAGAAUGCCACUCAGUUUGAAAUAUGCCUGCCCAUCUGAAAGUACGUGGAAGUUAGCGGUUUCGUCCCUGUUGAAAGUGCUGUCUAUCGGACUGCCAGUUGCGAGACAGCAUGCUUCAUCUGGAAAAUUUGACACCAUGUGGCCAGAACUUGCCAAUGCAUUUGAAGACUUCCUAUUUACAAAAAGCACACCACCCGAUAAUCUGUCCAUUCAGGAAUUUCAGAAAAAUGAAGGCGUAGAUGUUGAGGUUGUGCAACUCAUCAGCACAGAGAUUUUGCCUUUUGCUAAUUUUAUUCCCAAGGAGUUUGUUGGCCAGAUAAUGGCAAUGCUCAAUAAAGGGUCCAUUCACUCUCAGUCGUCUUCAUUUACAGAAGCAGAGAUUGAUAUCCGGAUGAGAGAAGAAUUUUCCAAAGUGUGUUUUGAGACACUCUUACAGUUCUCCUUCAGCAACAAAGUAACGACUCCUCAAGAAGGUUACAUCUCCCGAAUGGCACUGUCAGUGCUCUUAAAAAGAUCACAAGACGUGCUGCAUCGCUAUGUGGAGGAUGAGAGGUUAAGUGGCAGAUGUCCACUCCCGAGGCAACAGGUGACUGAAAUAAUCUUUGUUUUAAAAGCAAUCAGUACUCUAAUGGACUCACUCAAGAAAACGCAGCCUGAAAAUGUUGACGCCAAUACCUGGGCACAGGUAAUUGCAUUGUAUCCAACACUGGUUGAAUGUAUCACCUGCUCAUCAUCGGAGGUCAGUUCAGCAUUGAAAGAAGCACUUGGUCCCUUUAAAGACUUUAUGCAGCCACCAGUAACCAAAGUGCAAAACGGAGAGUCUUGACCAAUACCAGAAACUUUAAAGAGUGGAUUUUUAUGAAGAAGAUUUUUCUGACUGUAAAAUGAGGGGGUCUUUAUUAAAUAUAAACCUCUGUAACAGACAGUAACCCGGGGCAACUGUGAGACUCAAAAGUCUGAACUACAUCAAUUGAAAUCUAUGUACAAUGUAAAACAGUAAUUGAAACUGACUGGAUGGACUUAAUUAAUUACCUGCUACAGUAAAGCGCAGUGGGGGGGGGUUCUGAUGGGAGGGUAAGUGUACAGUGUGUGGUGACAGUGUUAAUGAUGUAAUUAAAAAUAAAGUAUUAGAACUUUAUUGAUCUUAAAUAAAUAAAUGAUAAAAACA